GGCCGCCCAAUGGGGGCGCGAGCGGCGCGGUAUUUGAAUCCUGGAGCUAGGCGACCUCGAAGAUCCCAGCGGUGCGGCCUCAGAGUGCGGAUCUAACGGCGCCGCGGACCCCUGUGCCCCCCACUCCCGCCGCGUCCCUCCUCGGGCGGCCGGCACGCCUGCCUGGCCGGUCCCUCAUGGCGCUACUCCAACGUCUGACGGUGUCCACUGAUUUGGAGAACAUUGACACAGAAGUUAAUUCUAAAGCGAAGAGUCAUGUGACACUCCGGAGAGCAGUUUUAGAAGAAAUUGGAAAUAGAGUUACAACCAGAGCCACACAAGUAGCUAAGAAAGCUUCAAACACCAAAGCACCUGUUCAACCCACCAAAACAACAAAUGUCAACAAACAGCCGAAACCUGUUGCUUCUGUGAAACCAGUACAGAUGAGAAUGUUGGCUCCAAAGGAGCCUUAUCCUGCACCUGAGGAUAUCUCCAUGAAGGAAGAGAACCUCUGUCAAGCUUUCUCUGAUGCUUUGCUCUGCAAGAUUGAAGAUAUUGAUAAUGAAGAUUGGGAGAACCCUCAGCUCUGCAGCGACUACGUUAAGGAUAUCUAUCAGUAUCUCAGACAGCUUGAGGUUCUGCAAACCAUAAGUCCACAUUUCUUAGAUGGAAGAGAUAUAAAUGGACGCAUGCGUGCCAUCCUGGUGGAUUGGCUGGUACAGGUCCAUUCCAAGUUUAGGCUGCUGCAGGAGACCCUCUACAUGUGCGUCGCCAUUAUGGAUAGAUUUUUACAGGUUCAGCCAGUCUCUCGUAAGAAGCUUCAACUGGUUGGGAUUACAGCUUUGCUUUUGGCCUCCAAGUAUGAGGAAAUGUUUUCUCCAAAUAUAGAAGACUUCGUUUACAUCACAGACAAUGCGUAUACCAGUUCCCAAAUCCGAGAAAUGGAAGCUCUAAUUUUGAAAGAACUGAAAUUUGAGUUGGGUCGGCCUUUACCACUACAUUUUUUAAGGCGGGCAUCCAAAGCUGGGGAGGUUGAUGUUGAGCAGCACACGUUAGCCAAAUAUUUGAUGGAACUGACUCUCAUCGACUACGACAUGGUGCAUUAUCACCCUUCCAGGGUGGCAGCGGCUGCUUCCUGCCUGUCCCAGAAGGUUCUAGGCCAAGGAAAAUGGAACUUAAAGCAGCAGUAUUACACUGGAUACACGGAGAACGAGGUGUUGGAAGUCAUGCAGCACAUGGCCAAAAACGUAGUGAGAGUAAACGAAAACCUGACGAAGUUCAUCGCCAUCAAGAAUAAGUAUGCAAGCAGCAAACUCCUGAAGAUCAGCACGAUUCCUCAGCUGAACUCAAAAGCCAUUAAAGAGCUCGCCCGCCCUCUGAUGGGGCAGUCCUAGGCCCCGGUGCUCGGGAAGGCGCUCCGUCUGGCCCUUUCUCUUGCUCAUUUGGAACUCGUGACUUUGUAUGUAAUUCUUUGGUCUACUCCAUGAAACCUCUUCUCAGACCUAUUUUCUAACUAUAUAUUGAGGAAAAAUAAAGCUAUUGAUUUUUCUUAAGGUA
Molecule: messenger RNA, 1536 nt
Organism: Myotis davidii
Lineage: Eukaryota; Metazoa; Chordata; Mammalia; Chiroptera; Vespertilionidae
Gene: CCNB2
Product: cyclin B2
Exons: 9
Coding region: 177-1373 (398 amino acids)
Biological process (GO): mitotic cell cycle phase transition; regulation of cyclin-dependent protein serine/threonine kinase activity
Cellular component (GO): cyclin-dependent protein kinase holoenzyme complex; nucleus; cytoplasm
Molecular function (GO): cyclin-dependent protein serine/threonine kinase regulator activity
Source: RefSeq, a predicted model, not a curated record